Messenger RNA from Pygocentrus nattereri (red-bellied piranha), 2588 nucleotides. It is a transcript of the gene rmnd5b, whose product is annotated as required for meiotic nuclear division 5 homolog B. Lineage: Eukaryota; Metazoa; Chordata; Actinopteri; Characiformes; Serrasalmidae. The record is from RefSeq and is a predicted model, not a curated record. Gene Ontology annotation, cellular component: cytoplasm; nucleus; GID complex. The coding region runs from base 680 to 1855 and encodes 391 amino acids. Gene Ontology annotation, biological process: proteasome-mediated ubiquitin-dependent protein catabolic process. Gene Ontology annotation, molecular function: ubiquitin protein ligase activity; protein binding. The transcript is spliced from 10 exons.
GCUUUAUUUCCAUUUUUCCGCUCGCAGAAGCCCGUAAAUGAUCCCUUGAGGCGAGGCACGGAGGCAGACGGCUGCGUCUGGUGAACGCCGUCGACAGUUCGCUUGUUCAGGCGGGCUUUUUGCCCACCGCAGUGCCGGAAAGCUGGCCGAGCUGCUCCUGCCUGGCUGCGGUUAGCCUGUCGGCUAGCGCUAGCGCGGCUAGCUAGUGUUUGUUUUGGCUCUUUCCGCCUCGUCUCCCUCCGACACUUCGGCGACUUUUAGUCCGGGCUUCUUACCCUUUACGCCUGAAAUGGUGGCUGAUGUCAGGACCCGGUGCUGAGGUAGUGCUCGGGGCAGGCUGCGGUGUUCGGCUCCCGGGCUGCUCGCUCCUUGUUUUAGCCGGACAGGACGCAGAGCCACAGUCCGGCUCCGGCUGAGAGGCGCUCAGAAGCGCCGAGGCAGCUGUGGGACCGGGUUUGGAGGACCAGCUGGACUGAGGGAGGACCAGCUGGACUGAGUGAGGACUCGGGCGGUAUCUGUGUUCAGCGUGUAACGUUAGUGAGGAAUCGGCCGCUGAAAGAUCUGGAGGUGAAGUUUAGGCUGAUGGUGUAGCUACACCAGGUGUUGGUGCUGCUGCUGAGUGUGUGUGAGUGUAUGAGUGAGAGAGAGAGAGCGAGAGAGAGAGCCGUACUCUACAGUGAUGGAGCAGUGUGCCUGUGUGGAGCGAGAGUUGGAGAAAGUGUUGCACAGGUUCGUGACGUAUGGGCACCAGUCUGAGGAGCGUCUGGACGAGCUCCUGCGGAACGUGUGUGAGCUUCGCAGCCAGCUGGUCACCUUCGGUGUACAAGAUGCGGAUUUGUCCGUACUCUCUCAGACGAUGGCACAGUGCUGUAAGGAAAUCAAAGAAACGGUGCAGAUGCUCGCCUCUCGCCACAAGGACAUCCACGGCAGCGUGUCCAAAGUGGGCAAAGCUAUCGACCGCAACUUCGAUGCAGAGGUGAGUGCUGUGGUGGCUGAGAACGUGUGGGACUCUCCUGAGAAACAGAGGAACCUUAGCGAGACCAUCGUGGAGCACCUGUACCGCCAGGGUAUGCUGAGUGUGGCUGAGGACCUUUGCCAGGAGUCUGGUGUGGUUAUCGACAUGAGCAUGAAGCAGCCGUUUCUGGAGCUCAACCGCAUUCUCGAAGCGUUACGAAUGCAGGACCUCAGGCCGGCACUAGAAUGGGCUGUGACGAACCGACAGAGGCUGCUGGAUCUGAACAGCAGUUUGGAGUUCAAGCUCCACAGGCUCUACUUCAUCAGCCUCCUGAACGGGGGUGUGGACAACCAGCUGGAAGCAUUGCACUAUGCCCGCCACUUCCAGCCCUUCGCCGUCCAACACCAGAGAGAUAUUCAGGUGUUAAUGGGCAGCCUAGUUUACCUGCGUAAUGGCAUCAAAAACUCGCCCUACCGCAGCCUGCUGGAGACCAACCAGUGGGCAGAAAUCUGCAACAUCUUCACCCGAGACGCCUGCGCCCUGCUCGGCUUGUCCGUGGAGUCGCCCCUCAGCGUCAGUUUUGCGUCUGGCUGCAUGGCGCUGCCUGUGCUGAUGAACAUUAAGCAGGUAAUCGAGCAGAGACAGUGCAGCGGCGUCUGGACACACAAGGACGAACUGCCUAUUGAAAUAGACCUGGGCAAAAAGUGCUGGUAUCACUCUGUGUUUGCGUGUCCCAUCCUGAGGCAGCAGACGUCAGAGAGUAACCCACCCAUGAAGCUCAUCUGUGGGCAUGUCAUCUCCAGAGACGCCCUUAACAAGCUCACCAACGCUGGGAAGCUGAAGUGCCCAUACUGUCCAAUGGAGCAGAACCCUUCAGACGCUAAGCAGAUCUACUUCUGACUUUGCGGAGGAGAACAGAUUAAAGCAGAGGACGCUCUGCUGUGUUGGAAGCUCACUGGAGUGGCUGAGUUGGAAUGAUCCACAUUCACGGGAACGCCGAGUCCCCUUUGUGGCGGCUCAAACCGUGGAGCCGCUUCCCCUCCUAAGCUUUUAGUUGGCAGAGGCCGGUGGUCAUGACAACACACACACACACACACACACACAUCCACACCCACCUGUAGAUCCGAGUCAGUAAGUGAAAAUGUCACAGACAAACCUCAACGGAUCAUUUAUUCAUACACGCUCAUUUGACAGACUCACAGGCUUUUAUAUGUGUGGUGUCUUUUUUUUUUUUUCCCCUCCUCCUCAUUAAUUUUGUUUUGAGUUUCCUUUUCAGUUUCCCCCCCCCUUUUUUUUUUUUUUUUUUCCCGCCCCUCCUUUUGACUUCGAGACUGGGCUGUAUGCUUGUGAACAGGUGUGUGAACCUCUUGCAUAGUAUGUUUCUGCUGUUGCUUAUUUCCAGAUAUUUAAACAACUAUAUAUAGGGGCAUUCUGCCUUGUGUACAUGACAGAAGUGGCUUUUCAGCAAGUUAUAUUCACAGAGACGUAUUGAAUAAGGCCGUGACUUAUUUGGUGGGGGGCUUGUUGGUGAAGUUUUGUGCCUGUUGGGAACAGGACAUCGAUUGUAACCGAAUGAUGCCGCUCUUCCUGAUGGUGUAUAAUAAUAAUAAAAGUGUGACCUGAUUGGCUGAAA